UUUUAUUGGAAAUUAAAAUUGUCAUAAAAUUUCCCAAAUUAAAAAACUCUUAAGACAAAAAAAAAUUAAAACCAAAAGCCGAACACCCAACCCGAAAAAUUAAGAGAGGGAACGAGAGAUGUUGCAAUUAGGGUUUGAAGCUUGACCCGCCAAAUCUUCUCAACCCUAAUUUUCUCGGUUUACUCAGCCAGCAUUGCCUUCUUAUGAAUUGGAUCCCGAUCCGGAUCCUCAAAUUUACUGUUUCCGACUCGAACCGGCUUUCUCUCCGACAAUGGCGGCGAAAUCUUCGCUUUCUGCUUCGGUGGAUAGAUCGGAGCCUCCUAAGGACUCCUCGAUGACACAAAUUGAAGAAAAUACAUCGACUGUUAAGGAGGUUUUAUCGGUAAUUGAUUCAUUAAAGAAGCAAGUUUCAGCGGACAGAUCUGUUUCUGUAAAGAAAAGAUUGGAAGAAAACAGGCAAAAAUUGGGUGGCAUAACAAACCUCUUUUAUAAAUUGUCAAAUGAACGAAGAAGCAAUUUGAUUAGUGAUGCUGAUAGUGUUUCAGAUCUAUUGACAAAGAGGCAAAAAGAUGCACUUGGUAUGCAAAAUGGUCUUGACAUAAGUAAUGGGGAUAAGGAUAAUCAUAGCUAUCAAGAACCUUCUACAGCAGUUCUUAUGGGAUCUAGUAUUCCAGUCAAGAAUGCUGUUCGUCCCAUUAAGCUUACAGAAGUGAAAAAAUUACCUCCUUAUACUACAUGGAUAUUUCUAGACAGAAAUCAAAGAAUGACAGAGGAUCAAUCAGUGGUUGGUCGAAGAAGAAUCUACUAUGAUCAAAGUGGUGGUGAAGCACUUAUCUGCAGUGACAGUGAGGAGGAAGUAAAUGAGGAAGACGAGGAAAAAAGAGAUUUUGUGGAAUCUGAAGAUUUUAUUCUUCGCAUGACCAUCAAGGAAGAUGGUUUGUCUGAUCCGGUACUGGAAUCGCUAGCACAAUGUUUAUCUAGAAGUCCAUCUGAAAUCAAGGCAAGAUAUGAAAGACUUAUGAAGGAGGAGAAGGAUGCUGGGGCCUCCCAGAAUGGGGGUAUUGAAGCACAAAAUUGGAAUUCCUUUCUUGAAAAAGAUCUUGAAGCAGCUCUUGAUUCUUUUGACAAUUUAUUUUGUAGACGAUGCCUUGUCUUUGAUUGCAGAUUACAUGGAUGUUCUCAAGACCUUAUCUUUCCUGCUGAUAAACAACCUCCAUGGAACCAUCCAGAUGAAGAAAAUGCACCGUGUGGCUCACAUUGCUAUCGUUCGGUACUGAAGUCAGAAAGAAAUGGCACAGUUAGCUCUCAGAUAAAUACCGAAGAAAAGUCAAACUCUUCAUCUGAUGGUGUUACGGCACGAAUGCCAUCCCGUAAGAAAUCUUCUGGUCCAUCUGGUAGGAGGAAGGUAAAGUCUUGCCAAAGUGAAAGUGCUUCAUCCACUGCUAAAAAUCUUUCAGGAAGUAGUGACUCAGAGAUUGGACCUAGGCUUGAAGGCUCCUCACCAAUUCCCCAGUUAUCAUCUUCUAAGAAUAAAAUUGCUGGAAAAUCUGGAAUUUUCAAGAGGAAUAGCAAGCGAGUAGCUGAACGUGUUUUACUUUGCAGGCGCAAGAGGCAUAAGAAGAUGACAGCUUCUGAUUCUGAUUCUGUUGUGAGUGGAGGUGUUUCUCCUAGAGAUAUGAAACUCAGGUCUAAUGCACAGAAAGAAAAUGAAGAUACUAAGUCUUUUUUGCAGAAGAAUGUGAAAUCUCCAAAUACAGGAAGGUCUAGAAGGAAAGAGUGGCCAUUAAAGGAGGGAGUGCAAGGAGAAGUUUCCGAAGUUCCUUCUAGUGAGACUAUUAAUGAUUUGGCUUGGAGUAAUAGCAAUGAUGGCCUGAGAAAAGAAGAGUUUGUGGAUGAAAACUUAGGUAAACAAGAACUAAGUGAUCAUAAAUCUUGGAAAGCUAUCGAAAAAGGUCUUUUUGAAAAAGGUGUGGAGAUUUUUGGCAGGAAUAGCUGUUUGAUUGCCAGGAAUCUUUUAAAUGGAUUGAAGACAUGUUGGGAAGUUUUCCAAUACAUGACCUGCUCUGACAAUAAAGUGGCUUGUCAUGCAGCUGAUGGUUUUAUAUCUCUUCUUGAAGGGUAUUCCAAGUUUGACCUUAAUGGAACCAUGGGAAAUAAUGAAGUAAGACGGAGAUCAAGGUUCUUACGUAGAAGGGCUAGAGUCCGUCGUUUAAAAUAUACCUGGAAAUCAGCUGCAUAUCAUUCAAUUAGGAAAAGGAUUACCGAGAGGAAAGAUCAGCCAUGCCGGCAGUAUAAUCCGUGUGGUUGUCAAACAGCUUGCGGAAAGCAAUGUUCUUGCCUUUUAAACGGGACCUGCUGUGAAAAAUACUGCGGAUGUCCUAAGAGUUGCAAGAAUCGAUUUAGAGGUUGCCAUUGUGCUAAAAGUCAAUGUCGAAGCCGUCAGUGCCCAUGCUUUGCUGCAGACAGGGAAUGUGAUCCAGAUGUUUGUAGAAACUGUUGGGUCAGUUGUGGUGAUGGCACUGGUAGUCUUGGGGUUCCUCCACAAAGUGGUGACAAUUAUGAAUGCAGAAAUAUGAAGCUUCUUCUCAAACAACAGCAAAGGGUCUUGCUUGGAAGGUCAGAUGUUUCUGGAUGGGGAGCUUUCUUGAAGAAUAGCGUUGGCAAGCAUGAAUACCUUGGUGAGUACACUGGGGAGUUGAUUUCACAUCGGGAAGCAGAUAAGCGUGGAAAGAUAUAUGACCGUGAAAAUUCCUCAUUUCUCUUCAAUCUAAAUGAUCAGUUUGUUCUUGAUGCUUAUCGAAAGGGUGACAAAUUGAAGUUUGCCAACCAUUCUCCCGAUCCUAAUUGUUAUGCGAAGGUCAUUAUGGUUGCAGGGGAUCAUCGGGUGGGUAUAUUUGCCAAAGAACGAAUUAAUGCGGGGGAGGAGCUUUUCUAUGACUAUCGUUAUGAGCCUGACAGAGCACCUGCUUGGGCUAGAAAGCCCGAGGCAUCUGGGACCAAAAAGGAGGACGGUGCUCCUUCAAGUGGACGAGCUAAGAAGCUUGCUUAACCUGACCAUUUAUUUACAUCCUAAAUUCAAAAUUUUUUACCAUUCUUUCACAGGUAGAAGGAUCAUUCUCAUUGAUAGAUGAUAGGAAAGGUGAAUGAAUGUUCUCUCAUUUUGUUGGGGAGGCGGCCAUUGCCAUCUCCACUGAUAACUUAUUUGAUUUUAUUGCCUUUUAAUUCAUUUUUAUUCCAGACUAGACCGUGUUCACUUACACUGGAAAGAUGUCAAUGGAUUAAUAUGACCUCACUUGACAUGAAAUCAUCAAAGCAAGGCUCUCCGCCCAAUGUGUCACGAACUUUUUUUUUUUUUUUUUGUCAGGGGAUUUUCCCUUUGGGGUCUUUCCUUGAUGAAGUGCACAUUUUCUAGAAAAUGCAGAUGGAGUGAUAUUUAUUACUUAAAUAAAUUAAAUUUAUUCUGGUUUGCUCAUACAAGUAAGUCUCAUUUAUGGUUGAAUAUGGUGUUUUUGGAUGUCUCAGUUGGGACUAAGGUGAGAUUGAACAGAAAGAUAGUUGUAACUUGCAGCUAGAAAAUACGCUUAGGGGGUAUCAGAGUUGUUAUUUUGGGAUGCGUUUUAACGUUCUAAGUCAAUAUGAUGCCUACACUAAGGUAAGAAAGUAAAGAAGAUGAAGAUGAUGAACUGCAUGAGAGAAGUUUCAGUGAAGGAAAAGUUAAAGACUGUGUUAGGUCUAGUUUGUGUUAUCUUAAUUAUAUGAUUUUUCAUUUACUUUUUGCAUGAGAUCAAUGAUAAUGCUCUUAUGGAGGUAGUUGAUGAGAUGUCUGAAUGGAAUUUGAGAAGAGUUUACAUGAAUAAAUAAGAAUUGCAUUUAAUGAUUCAGACAAGCUGGAUGUUGGUGGAUCAAUUCUAAUACGACUGUUUUGACAAGUUAUCGGGGGGACUUUGAGUGUAUCUAUCCUUUGAAGGUUGAGCCUAAGUGUAUUUUAUCUAGGUGAUUCAAAGAUCCCACUAUAUUGAUUAAACUUUAACUAUUCAUUAAUUGACUUAGACGUAAAAUAAUAUAUUCUUUUACCUUCUAGACUAUUAAAUUACAAUAAAUGAAUAAUCAUUUCGUAUCAAUUAAAACGAAGCUAUUAUUAAAUGAUUGAUUUA
Durio zibethinus is the source of this 4154-nucleotide messenger RNA. Its product is annotated as histone-lysine N-methyltransferase CLF-like. Gene Ontology annotation, biological process: heterochromatin formation. The record is from RefSeq and is a predicted model, not a curated record. Gene Ontology annotation, cellular component: nucleus; PcG protein complex. NCBI's taxonomy places the organism in Eukaryota, Viridiplantae, Streptophyta, Magnoliopsida, Malvales, Malvaceae. Gene Ontology annotation, molecular function: histone H3K27 methyltransferase activity; chromatin binding; protein binding.